Aptenodytes forsteri (emperor penguin) is the source of this 1388-nucleotide messenger RNA. It is a transcript of the gene OLA1, whose product is annotated as Obg like ATPase 1. Gene Ontology annotation, molecular function: GTP binding; ATP binding; ATP hydrolysis activity. The record is from RefSeq and is a predicted model, not a curated record. The transcript is spliced from 8 exons. The coding region runs from base 81 to 965 and encodes 294 amino acids. Gene Ontology annotation, cellular component: cytoplasm. NCBI's taxonomy places the organism in Eukaryota, Metazoa, Chordata, Aves, Sphenisciformes, Spheniscidae.
UAGGAAAUCGACGUUUUUCAAUGUGUUAACAAAGAGUCAAGCAGCAGCAGAAAACUUUCCUUUCUGUACUAUUGAUCCAAAUGAGAGUCGAGUACCUGUGCCAGAUGACAGAUUUGAUUUCCUAUGCCAGUAUCACAAACCUCCAAGGAGCAUUUGAAGAUGAUGAUAUCACUCAUGUUGAAGGAAGUGUAGAUCCUGUUCGUGACAUUGAAAUAAUCCAUGAGGAACUUAGACUUAAAGAUGAGGAGCUGAUCAUGCAGAGUAUAGACAAGCUUGAAAAAGUAGCUGUAAGAGGAGGAGACAAGAAACUAAAACCUGAAUAUGACGUAAUGUGCAAAAUCAAGACAUGGGUAAUAGAUGAAAAGAAAGCUGUCCGUUUCUAUCAUGAUUGGAAUGACAAAGAGAUUGAUGUUUUGAACAAACAUUUGUUUUUUACUUCAAAACCGAUGAUCUACUUGGUUAACCUCUCUGAAAAAGACUACAUUAGAAAGAAAAACAAGUGGUUGAUAAAAAUUAAAGAGUGGGUGGACAAGCACGACCCGGGUGCUUUGGUCAUUCCUUUUAGUGGGGCCUUGGAACUCAAGUUGCAAGAUAUGAGUGCUGAGGAGAAACAGAAGUAUCUGGAAGAGAACAUGACACAAAGUGCUUUAGCAAAGAUCAUUAAGGCUGGAUAUGCAGCACUCCAACUAGAAUACUUUUUCACUGCAGGCCCAGAUGAAGUGCGUGCAUGGACCAUCAGGAAAGGGACGAAGGCUCCUCAGGCAGCAGGGAAGAUUCACACGGAUUUUGAAAAGGGAUUCAUUAUGGCUGAAGUAAUGAAAUAUGAAGAUUUUAAAGAAGGAGGUUCAGAAGCUGCUGUCAAGGCCGCUGGAAAAUACAGACAACAAGGCAGAAAUUACAUAGUGGAGGAUGGAGAUAUUAUCUUCUUUAAGUUUAAUACACCUCAACAACCCAAGAAGAAAUGAAUAUCAGAUGUUGUUCAUUGCUCAGAAAUAAACUGUGCUGCUUCAAAAAGCAUAUGAAUUUUUAUUUAGGAGGGAAUAUCUGGAAACAAAAAGCAUACAGUUUCUACCUAGGGAACUUCCCCUCCCCCUAGUGAAAUUAUUCUUGUUUGUUUUGAAUUAAAAUAUGGCACCUCCAGUGAACAUGCAAGUUCACUAAAUGUGAACAGCUUUGCAUUUCAAACGAUUAAGACCCUACUCCAAAUUGUAGAAGCUUUUCAGGAACCAUAUUACUCUCAUGAUACUUCAUUAAUCUCCAUCAUGUAUGCCAAGCCUGACACGUUUGACAGUGAGGACAAUGUGGCUUGCUCCUUUUUGAAUCUACAGAUAAUGCAUGUUUUACAGUACUCCAGAUGUCUACACUCAAUAAAACAUUUGACAAAACCA